Emiliania huxleyi CCMP1516 is the source of this 444-nucleotide messenger RNA. RefSeq lists its product as hypothetical. The annotation marks the transcript as partial. Gene Ontology annotation, molecular function: C-4 methylsterol oxidase activity; iron ion binding. The transcript has a single exon. Gene Ontology annotation, biological process: sterol biosynthetic process. The record is from RefSeq and is a predicted model, not a curated record. Lineage: Eukaryota; Haptophyta; Isochrysidales; Noelaerhabdaceae.
CCGCUGGCGAGCGCUCCGUUCACGGCGUUGGCGUGGUUCGUGCUGCACGACCUCUCCUUCUAUUGCUACCACCGCACGCUGCACGAGGUGCCGUGGCUGUACGCGAGUGUCCACAAGCCGCACCACAAGUUCACGGCGCCCUUCGCGUGGACGUCCCACGCGGUGCACCCGGCGGAAAUGGCGCUGCAGGCCGCGGGCGCGAUGGCGGGGCCUCUGCUCUGGGUGCGGCUGUACGGCCUGCCGGUGCGCGCCUGGUGGUGCUGGCUCGCCCUCGUGCAGGCGCAGGGUGUGAUGGACCACUCCGGGUAUGACCUGCCCGCGCCGCUCGACUGCUUUGGGAUGCUGCCUGGGUUUGGAGGCACGCGCUUCCACGACGACCACCACCGGUACUUUACCGGAAACUACGCAGCCGCCCUCUCCCUCAUCGACGACCUGAUGGGCACC